Messenger RNA from Lates calcarifer (barramundi perch), 7064 nucleotides. It is a transcript of the gene camkk1a, whose product is annotated as calcium/calmodulin-dependent protein kinase kinase 1, alpha a. Gene Ontology annotation, biological process: protein phosphorylation; activation of protein kinase activity; CAMKK-AMPK signaling cascade. The record is from RefSeq and is a predicted model, not a curated record. Lineage: Eukaryota; Metazoa; Chordata; Actinopteri; Centropomidae. Bases 694 to 2403 code for a protein of 569 amino acids. Gene Ontology annotation, molecular function: protein kinase activity; ATP binding. The transcript has 18 exons.
UGUAAAUCAUAAAGCAGUAACUGUUUUACUGUAGUACAGCUCAGAGUCAGUGAUGACAGAGUAUUGGUCAUGGUGCAGGAACAUGGCGGAGCUUAGGACCCAUGGAUUCAUUCCUUGUCGGAUAAUAAAAGUUGGGGUUAUCCGUGUCUGUCUACGUGCGUUUAAACCAGUCAGUCAGUGUGUUUGGGAGUGUGUGUGGCCGACCCCUCCGCCGCACUUUGCACAUUGCAGUGCUGCAACAAUAGCCAGCUGUGAGUUGUGUAUACGUUCAGCCGCUGGGUGUCUUCGCUCCGUGGCUUCACUGUAGACAAGGGAGGCUAGUGUGGGCUGGUCUGCCCGUGUUUUCCGGAAGAGAGGGUGUGAAACAUGGGACACAUCUCAGGUCAGCAGCUGAUCUUGCCACACAUCUAGCAGAGGAGCCCGUGUGGGUGCGUUUCUGUCAGUCUGUGUGAAUAAUUGUCUGAGAACUGAGUGAAUCAAUCAGGCACCGCGCCUCCAAACGGGACAUCCCUCUCGACCCCUUUGACUCGAACGCUUCAAGGGGGCUCAAACACGCCCGAGCACUCAUUUGGCUCCGGUGAGACCCUGAACAUCGCAACCACAGGCUGGCCCAGGCCACGUUGAUGCUGGUGGGCAACGGCCAGAACUCUCCCCGCCACCUGCUCCUGCACCGCUCCCAUCUCCCCACCCGCCAUGGCUACGAGCAGUGACCCCGGCUGCGAGAGGCUGGACCCAGACUCUGACAAACAGACCAGCAGUCUCACAGACAUCAUGGCUGCCAUGACGACGAAAGACUUGGACGGCUCCGCUGCCAACGGGGUGAGGAAUGGCGGGGCUCAGCAGGACGGGGCUCAGGCCAAGAGGACUCAUCCGCUGCGUCCUCACCUGACUGGAAGGAAGUUGUCGCUGCAGGAGAGAGGCACUUACCUGUCGUCAGGCUCUGGAGGAGGCUACACACACAUCUCCCCACGUGUGGCUCGCAGGCCCACGGUGGAGUCUAAACGUGUGUCUAUAUCAGACUCCCAGAAUUGUUGGCAUGAAUUUCUGCUGUUGGAUGUGACAGGUGGCACCAUAGGAGGCAGUGACACACAAACUGAGACUCCAAACUGCAGCUCCACCGUUCUUAUGAGAGCAGUUGUCAAUACUAGAUGCAAGCAGCAUAUAGCUCAAUUAUCACCAAAGGAAGAGGAGCAGGAGGAUUGCAUCCAGUUGAACCAGUAUAAGCUGAAGAGUGAGAUUGGAAAGGGCUCCUACGGUGUGGUCAAACUUGCCUAUAAUGAAGAUGAUGAUAAACAUUACGCCAUGAAGGUGGUGUCCAAGAAGAAGUUGAUGAAACAGUGUGGUUUUCCACGUCGACCACCCCCAAGAGGACCAAAGGCAGUCCAAGGAGAGCAGCCCAAAAUCCUGGGACCCCUGGAGAGGAUCUACCAAGAGAUUGCCAUCCUUAAAAAACUGGACCAUAUCAACAUUGUCAAGCUGGUGGAGGUGCUGGAUGAUCCUGCAGAGGACAACCUUCACAUGGUGUUUGAGCUGAUGCGUAAGGGUCCAGUGAUGGAGGUGCCCGCAGACAAUCCUUUGUCAGAGGAGCAGGCAAGGUUAUACUUCAGAGACGUCAUCCUGGGCAUAGAGUACUUGCACUACCAGAAGAUCGUCCACCGAGACAUCAAGCCUUCUAACUUGUUACUGGGAGACGACGGCCACGUGAAGAUAGCAGACUUUGGAGUCAGCAACCAGUUUGAGGGUAAUGAUGCUUUGCUGUCCAGCACAGCUGGCACUCCUGCCUUUAUGGCACCAGAGACCCUGUCAGAUCAGCGCAAGAGCUUCAGCGGAAAAGCUCUGGACGUGUGGGCCAUGGGAGUUACUCUCUACUGUUUCAUCUUUGGGAAGUGCCCGUUUAUUGACGAGUACAUAUUGGCUUUGCACAACAAGAUAAGGACCAAGCCUGUGGAAUUCCCAGAAAUACCACAGAUCAGUGAAGAGCUGCGGACUCUGAUUUUGCGGAUGCUGGAUAAGAACCCAGACACCAGGAUCACCAUCCCUGAGAUCAAGAUGGACCAGUGGGUGACCCAGGGAGGUACUGAUCCUUUGCCUCUGGAGGAGGAGCACUGCUCUGCGGUGGAGGUGACAGAGGAGGACAUCCAGAAUUCAGUCAAGUUUGUUCCCAGCCUCUCUGCAGUGAUCUUGGUAAAAGCCAUGCUGAGGAAGCGUUCCUUCAGUAACCCCUUUGAAUGUCCAAGUAGGAGAGAGGAGAGGUCCAUGUCUGCACCUGGCAGCCUGCUCAUGGACUCGUGGCCUUUCCGGCCCUCUUUAAAACUACACCCCUCUCUCAGAAAGAGCAGCACGGGAGAUGGACCCAGAGAAGGAGAGCUGGAGGACCUGCAUGAAGACGAGCCCUCCUCUUGAGUCUCCCGUCAGCAGAGCUUUGUCUUAAACUUUGUCCUCUUUACAUCCCUUUGCUCGGGCCACUGUGCGCUCACCCUUUCAUCCGCUCCAUUUCCUUCAAACCAGAGACAGUACAGGCUUCUCAUUCUGCACACUGAGGAAACUCUCAAGGUUUUAAAUCUGAUACAUUGCUUGUUUUGACAUUCAGACUUGUGUGCUCAGGCUUACUUUCAUUUUCGCUUCCAGUCUAUCCUUUCUUACCCAAGUUUCUCCUGUAUUUCCUGCUCCACUGUGGAGAUUCUGGCCACAGUUUGAUCUGCAAGGUUGCUUAUCUUACCUGCUCAGCCACUUACUGUUGUGACUGGCAUCGGUGAACUGAUAAGAGGAACUGCCAGUUCUCUGGAUUAACAGUUGAAGUUACUGUUGCGGGAAAAGCUGAGAACAUGUUUGUCAGCUUGCAUUACACUGUAAUGUGGAAAAACAAACAGUCAAACGUUUGGUUUUUUUUACCCUAUGCAUGGUGAAUAGUUCUGCCUCAUCAGCAGGCUGUCCACAGCCACCUGUCAUAGCCAGCCCGAUGAAGAGAAAAGAAACUCCUCCUCAGUACUCAUCACAGACUUUAGCAUGUAAAUGACACUAUAUUGUCUCUUCAGUCAAGUACAGCGCUUUUGAUUUCUGAUCAGUAAUCGGUCAUUUUAAUAUUGUACAUAGAUGUCUUGAGGUAUCGUCAGUGUUAUUGUCUCACAGCCCUAUUGUAUACUGUAUGUGCCAUCAGUAGGUUUUAUUUUGAAGUGAGGUUAUGAAGGCUAAAAGUCGUUCAUUCACAGUCCUGGUUGAACUUCUCUGACAGGAGGGAAAGACAGGCAGCUGUCUGAAGGUGAUCACACAGGCAGGGCAGCAGCUUUGCUACGCUUGAACAUAUUUCAGACACAUUUUCCCCAAAGUCUGAUGUGUAAUUAUUUUUUUUUUCUAGGACUCAUUUCACGCUUCUUCUCCUACUCUGUUAUGUGUUGUUUGUGUGAUGGUUUUGGUUCUCGCUGUCUCUUUCCCUCCAUAUCAUACCCCACUAUUUAGUUUGAUGUGAAUUCAUUGUGACAGAAAAUGGAGCUUUUCGAAGUGCAUGCUGUUUGAUGGCGAGUGUGAACAGACUGCCUAUACGACAGUUUAUUCCAAAUUAGAACUUAUUAUACAAAAUUCAUGGAUGCAAAACUGAUUUAAAGGCAUAAAUAAUCUCAUUGUCCAAGUUAAACAUCAGUGAGCGCUCUUGCAGAUGAAAUUGAAUCAUAUUGUGCAGCGUUAUCCAGGAAAAGGGACUGUAUACAAAUUAUUAGGGUGGGAGGGGGAGGUGGGGGGUGGACUUUUUCAAGAGAGUAGGGAAGGGUCUUUUUUACUUUUAACACCUCAAAGUUAUAUGUUAGUAUUCAUUUUGAAUACCAAAUUAAUAAGUAAGGAGAUCAAAUAGUCACAUUUGAUUGCUCUGGUGUUGUGGAUCAUAAAGUUGUGCUUUAUCAUGUGCAAAGGACAACAAUCCUGUUUCUGGAUUUCUUUUCCCAACAAAAAUUAAGAAAAAAAAAAACUGAAGGAGGUGAAUUCUUGAUAUAAAACUGGCUGGUUGUUGGUUCAAAUGUAGGCAUUUCGUAUCUUUAUUCUACGAGGAUAUUAAUGUUUAUGAUUUAUAUGCUUUGCCUCUUUUAGUUAUUAAUGGUUGAACAGGUUGUACCAACCCUGCACUAUACAUGUUUUUUUUUAGGUAGAAGGGUUGUUGCAGUUUUUUCUCAGUCAUGGUUAGGGUCCAAAUAAAGUACUAAUGCUGAAGAGGGUUGUGCAGUUUUAAGAUGUAACCCUCUCCUCACCUCAGCAAUUUUUGUAUUGUCCCUAAUCCUUAAUUAGUUUGCCUGGCUGACCUUUUGAAGUUCCAACCAGCCUCCAAGCUUAUAGGACUACGGGAUGUUGGGAUCAUGGGUGAAUGAAAAAGAAUGAAUGAACAUUUUUUGUGAUGUGAGUCCAAUGCCAUUGCCAUUCAGGAUGGUUGGCUAACUUUCAAAAAAGCCAAAUCUGUGGGUGGUUUUGUCUCCGCCGACUCAACUCGGCUGCCUCCGCAGCAGCUCUGCCUCAGAUAAAUGUUUAUAUAAUGCUAUUUGGAUUCUUCCCUCCUUUUUCGCUGGCCUGGUUCAUUGCCCCGGUGAAAGAAAGCAUGUUUGGCUGGCAGACUGCUCUGAUCACUUGAACCGCAGUGAAAAGGAGCAUUUCAAUGUCAUGAUUAGGCCCAGGCUGCCAACAACACUUUCCCGUCCACUUCAGUGCUGUGCCCAGUGUGGUUGAUUAGAAACAGGGAGCACAGCACUGUGCAUUUCUUCUAUUAAUUUUGCCCUCUGUAUCCUCCAGUGAAGGACACUAACUGAAGCGCAAAAGAUGGCGAAGGAUCGGUUGAAUCUGAUGUUACGGAGCCUCUGUGUCUAGGGGUUCGUGUGCACAGAGGCAGGGACACGGUGCAUAAAAAUCAUUAGAAAGUCAACUCUAUUUUCAUGUGGCUGCUGGAGAAUGUGUGUCUUUCUUUUUUAAAUCUUAUUGUUCAGGUUGGUAAAAGAUCUAUUUGUAUAGGAUAAAUGAAUAUCUUUGUCUGAUUGUCUAAAAUGUCUCUUUGUGUGCAGUUUAAAAAUAAGAGGUCAUUCAUUUGAUGAUUCCUUCUCUGUGCUGAGGGUGAUGUAAGUUAAAGUAAAUACUGUGGUCUGUUUGCAGAGUAACCUUCAAUGAAGGGCUGACUGAACCAAAAAGUAUGAAAUGGUGUUUUAUCUUAUUUGAUUUAAAACUAUGUAACACUCAUUCUUAGAAGAAUCAAUUUUUAAUCCAAGUGUUUAAUCCAGCUUUACAUUUGUGUGUUUGUACAGACAUUUUGUCAGUGUCUGAGGUGCAAUAUUAUUAUUGUCUUAAUUAUCAGUGCAUUAUUGGCUCAUCCCCCUGCUGUCAGAGCACUCAGGCCAGUCGUCCUUUCGUGUGAAUUUUAGCUGUCUCUGUUAAAAGUUAAGCUAAAACAUUGCUUAUGUGAAAAUAUUUGCACUUUUCCACAUACAGAUACAUAUUAAAAUUGUUGUGAUUACAUAUAACACUACUGGUACCUGCCAGAUAUGACACAUUGUACAGUUUAUGAUCAAGAGAAAAACUGUGGUUCAUCUGUAAAAGACCAUAUUUACUGUGUAUCCAUUUGUUCUCACAAUCUCCUGUGCUUUUUGAUGCAUCACUCUUUGCUAUCAAUCUGCAUGUCACAGCACUGCUACUUGGUUUUUGAGAAUUUUUACCAAUGAACCUCUAAUAUAUUUCCAUUUUCCAAUAACUUGUUCUCUUGUCUGUGUAAAAAUGCUGUAACAGCUGCCACAACAAGAUUGGCUUUGAACAGCUGUUUUUGUUGUGCAUAUUUAUAUCUAUCACUGUAAAUCCCAUCCUUUGAUCCGGGUUCAAAGCACAGCAGCAGCGUGGACAGUCUUUUCAUGCACCCAGCCAACCCAACAGUUAAAAGCUAUUUUGUAUUAAUUGUUACCUCAAAGAUACAUACAUUUAGUGGAAAAUUAGACAACCAACUAAUGAAGAACUGUUUCAGUUUUUGGUGCAGAAUACACCACCAUUUAUAAAGCCUUUUGUGUUUUGGGGGUUUUAUUCUUAAUUCCUCAAAUUUAUGAGCAAAAAAGGUUUUUAUUGUUUGUUUUUGUUUUUUCCUGGAUUCCUUAUCCCAACGUGUGUCAAUCAAUAAAUACAGGCCAUUUUCACCUACAGAGAUAUCCCACCAAUUUUAUAUUUUUUACAGAACCAUUCUCUUUAGAACUUGUUUCACCAAUCCUCAUUAAAUUGUAUGUAACAUACUUGCUUGAACCUGAAAUGUUUUUAACAAAACAAAAAUUCACAAAAUUUAAGAAAAUGUUUUUUGUGAGGGUUUCAUAGCUAUAGUAGUCAUACCUAUUUAAUGUAUUAUGCAGUUGCAACCACUUUUAGAUGGGGCUUCUGUGAUCAGCUAAUUGAUCCUGUUGAAUUUAAUGAUUCACCUGCCAGUGGUGCUCCAGCACACACUGUAUUUAAAUGACCAUAACUUAGUGGUCAUCCACAGGAUUUGUACAGUUCAUUCUUGUAGAAAGCCCUAAUACCAACACAUUUGGGUGUUCUCUGAAACUCUACAUUUUCCAUCACUGUUUGCCUCAGGUCUGGAUCCCAGUGCAGAAAACAGACCUAAAAUGUACUAAGCUGUGGUAGAUGUUGCACAUUCAAAAUACAUUCUAGUUUAGUGCUGUUACAGCUACAGUUGUAGCACAGGAAAUGAGUGACAGGACUAAUUUCUCAUGAUUUCAGGUUAUUAUUCUAUCCAAAGGAGGAGGACUGUGGGAGAGUGAGUCUGUACAUAAUAUGAAGUCAGGGAUGAAUCACUGCUGUAUAUUUUAUGUGACUGUCCUGAUGUGCGUUGAAGGUGCCUGCUGUCUGUGUGUCUCUGGAUGUCAGUCUUGUGUUGUCUUGUGCAUUUCUCUGAAUGUACUCACUCGCCUGCAUAAGUCACUCAUAUAAAAACAGGCGCAUGGCACAUCCCUAUGGAAUGCAGUUGUUACAAUGUAAAUAUGUACCAAUAUAUAAAAAGAAGCUAUUUUUUGCAUGCUUUUUGUACACCUACACGUAAUCAGAGACAAUAAAAAGAAGAAAAUUUA